AUGACUGAUUCUCCCGUACCUAGCCCGAGAGUAGACACUUUCAGCACAAAGUCAGCCGUCGCUGGUCCGCCGGAUACAUCUUCUUUAGCAUCGACAAACUCGGAGAGGCCGAGCGAAUUCUUGGAUUUGGAGGACGACGAGGAUGGUGAAGACGAAGCAAGGAAAAACAGCGAAAAUACUCCAGCCCAAUCUCUCGAGUUGCCCAUGGAAUCGACCCCUGGUCAGACGACGCCUGCUCGACCCCGGAGAGAAGUCACUCGAGUUGGUGGUGAAGAUUUCCCUAUGCCACCUCACUCUGGUACUCCUGCCCGACAACAAUCCCUUCAGCCAGAAGGAUAUCCGGGAUCCAAUUUUGGACAGGACGCAUCACCUGCAAAACAAUUGCAAACCUCCACUGAUGCUUCGAAUUCCGCCAGCCAACCACAAGACUCGGUCAAUAGCGUCCGAGGGUAUAAUAGCGCUCCCAAGUCGUCUUCUGGACCCCUCUAUGACAUGAAGCAUCCUAGCCCACAACCUACGCCAUCACCCCAUGCUGUGUCGGCUUCCUUUAGAGCCUUGCCCUUGCUCUCUACAGACCUCCCAUACACCUCCAUCCAAGUCUCGCACUCUUUUGUACGACCGAAUGAUCGUGGAAAGGAAGUCUUAUCUUUCAUCGUGUCCGUCAACCCAGGAAACGGCAAGCCUGGAUGGAAAGUGGAGAAGAUGUAUUCCGACGUUCUCUCGCUCGACCAACGCGUGCGGAGCAGCGUAGGGAAAGGUGUGGGCAAGAAGAUCGCCAAUCUUCCGGAAGGCAAGUUGUGGAAGGACCACGCGCCAGCCAGGGUGGAUCAGAGAAAGGCUGUGCUCGAACAAUACCUCCAGUCCCUCAUUCACUUGCCCAUCAAGACCAAUGACGAGGUUAUCGCCUUCUUCACUUCCGACAUCGUUCGAGAAACCAAGCAGCCUGUGAUGCAAAUCGGUCAUAAAGAGGGGUACCUCACGAAACGGGGUAAGAACUUUGGAGGAUGGAAAACUCGUUUCUUCGUGCUCCAAGGUCCGGUGUUGGAGUAUUAUGAUUGCCGUGGUGGCCAACAUUUGGGUUCAAUAACAAUCACGGGCGCUCAGAUAGCACGACAGCAUCGGACGGAGAGGUCUACGUCUACUGAUGAGGAGAAUGAAUACCGACAUGCUUUCCUCAUCGUUGAAGCCAAGAAAGGACCAGGAGGAAGCCACCCCCGGCAUGUAUUGUGCGCCGAGAGUGAUGAAGAAAGGGAUGCCUGGGUCGAGCUUCUCGUACGGUACUAUACUGGUACCUACAAUGAAGAUCUAGUCUUCAAUCCUACCUCAGGGAUAAGCUCCGCCAAUAGCAACUCUGUAGCAGCUCAAGGAAACUACCCCGCCAACUCUCCCACUCAGACUCGAACAAGCUCUGACAUCCCGCUCGCGUCUGCAUCUCGCAAACAGCCGACUCGACCUCCUAUCUCUCUGGACGACCCACGAUCCUCCAGCCCAUCACGAUCUGUUGACCCUUCGCCAAUUGACCGUAGCGGUCCCGGUCCUACAUAUUAUGAUGCUCAAAUGCGGCGUGUAGCUUCUGAGCGUGGUGGUUUGCCUUCAAGCCUUCCCGAUCCAUCACCCUUGUCGUCUGUUCCCCCGAUUCAAUUGGACUCGUCGAAUCCAGUUGAACGCGCCGCUUCUGAGAUGGGACAUUACCCUGAUCUCCAGGAAAUCCGACAAGUUCCCGGCUCUGCUCAACCACGCCAACGGUCCCCUGAACGUCACCGGCCACGCGACGUCUACGAAGGUCGACACACAAACUUUUCUUCGACCAACCUUGCGUCGGCUGGUCCGCUACCUGAUCGUGCGCCGUCCCCUGAGAAACCCGAUCUCAGCAAGGUCAAAAUUUCUGGACCGAUGAAUGGUACACCCAUCCCGUCUGGCUUCAAGUUUGGAAAGGACAAUUCGUCGGAACAAUCCACUUCGAGUGCAGAGAGGCGCGAAAAGGCCAAGUCUCGGUCGUUCUGGGGUUUCGGCAAGACAAGCGGUGGUGAUAAGCAGCCUAGUUUCACUCCUCGAGCUGUGUUUGCGAUUCCUCUGGAGGAUUCGUUGGAUGUAGCUCAGAUCUGCGGUCUACCUGCCAUCGUCUUUAGGUGUAUCCAGUACUUGGAAGCUAAGAAGGCUGAUCAAGAGGAGGGAAUUUACCGCCUGAGUGGUAGUUCUGCUGUGAUAAAGAGCUUAAAGGACAGGUUCAAUACGGAGGGUGAUGUCGACUUACUCGCCUCUGAUGAAUACUGGGAUCCCCAUGCCAUUGCAGGCCUCCUCAAGUCUUUCCUUAGGGAACUUCCCGCAAGCAUAUUGACCCGCGAAAUGCAUCUUAGAUUCCUCGCAGUGAUAGAUCUCCUUGACCCGCAAGAACGAAUCAGGGAGCUCUCACAGCUCAUUGCCGCCCUGCCGAUCGCAAAUUACACCCUCCUGCGUGCAUUAACUGCCCAUCUCAUCUUGAUUGUCCAAAAUUCGCCAGUGAACAAGAUGACGAUGCGCAACGUCGGGAUCGUGUUUAGUCCGACGUUGGGUAUCCCGGCUGGUGUUUUCAGUCUGAUGCUUGCCGAGUUCAAUCGUGUCUUCAACGUGGACAAUGACCAGGACGAUGACGCUGUGAUUCAGACAGACCCUUCUGCGAAACUCUCGGAACCCAUGCGACGUAACAGCAAACGGUAUUCGGAUAGUGCUGCAGAUAAACUCCUCGGCCUCUCCGGGCGGUCGCUUAAAGCCCCCGCGGAGGAACCGCAAUCCGAUGGUGACGACUUUUCCGUGAACGAUGAGAGUGGAACCGAGACUACCGAGGAUGCGACUGUUGAAUCUUCUUCGUCGAGCCCGAUGCAAGAUAUGGAUCAGGCUCCCACAGAAAUCCGCAUCUCGCCUCCUGAUACGCCAAUGGCUUCUAAAAUGACAUCCAAGGCUUCCCAUGUUGCAGCUAGCAGAGGCCUAAAUGUCACUGUUGCACACUCUGAACGCGGGAACCGACAUUCGAAGCUCAUUGGGCUACCGACAUCCCCUCGGCCUCCUCCUUCGCCUUCGCGAACCCAAGACUCAUGA
Messenger RNA from Coprinopsis cinerea okayama7#130, 3075 nucleotides. RefSeq names its product signal transducer. The record is from RefSeq and is a predicted model, not a curated record. The transcript is spliced from 8 exons. Gene Ontology annotation, cellular component: cytoplasm. Gene Ontology annotation, molecular function: phosphatidylinositol binding. The coding region runs from base 1 to 3075 and encodes 1024 amino acids. Gene Ontology annotation, biological process: signal transduction; regulation of GTPase activity. NCBI's taxonomy places the organism in Eukaryota, Fungi, Basidiomycota, Agaricomycetes, Agaricales, Psathyrellaceae.